Messenger RNA from Paramisgurnus dabryanus, 2816 nucleotides. RefSeq lists its product as uncharacterized. NCBI's taxonomy places the organism in Eukaryota, Metazoa, Chordata, Actinopteri, Cypriniformes, Cobitidae. Gene Ontology annotation, molecular function: protein binding. The record is from RefSeq and is a predicted model, not a curated record.
GUUCAUCAAGGCGGAUACAGGCAUCCAUGUGGCCAACACUGCAGACUGAGAUAAGUAUUGAGGAAGAGCACAACACUACACUAUGGUUAUUAAAAGUACAACUCAUCCAUUUCAGCAAGACAGUCUUCAGGCUAUAAAAGUUUGACAGCAUGUGGUUCACAAUUCUUCUGCUUCAGCUUUUGCCUCCGUUCACCCUCAGCUUACGCUGUCCCAGCAGUUGCGUAUGUGACAUUAAGGGUUCGGCAAAAUGCACAGGGGACAUCACCGACAUACCAUCACUCGAUCGCGCCAUCACCUUCCGACUCCUCCUUAAUGACACCCGCAUACAAGUUCUCCAAGAACGAAGCUUUCAGCCCUUUGACCUUCUCCUGCGUUUGAGGAUUACCCAAGGCUCUCUCCACACCAUCCACCCAGAAGCCUUUUGUGGAGCUCCGCAGCUUCGCUCCAUCAAACUGUCAUCAAACGCUCUGUCUGUCUUCCCACCUAAAGUGUUUGCCGAGCUGAGCAACCUGCAGCAACUGCAUUUAGAUGAUAAUCAGAUAGUAUUCAUAAAUUCAGGAAUGUUUGAGGGACUGCUUAACCUAACCGAGCUGGAUGUCAGCAAAAACCACAUUUCUCAGUUGGACGCCAACAUUUUUCAGAGCUUGACCAAGCUGAGCUUUCUAAACCUGGCAGGGAACCGACUGAGGAACCUCCCACAAACCGUCUUCCACAACCUUAGGCAACUUAAGACCCUGGUGCUUUACUCCAACCAGCUAGAGACUCUUGAAAGAGGUUUAUUCGAUGACCUAAGCAACCUGUUGGAUCUCCUGCUACAUAAGAACCAGAUUCGAGAAAUACCUCCACAACUUUUCUGGCACAUGCCUUCCCUGCAAACCCUUUCGAUGUCAAGCAACCAACUCCAACUUCUUCCACCCAGGAGUUUUUACAAUUUGCCCAACCUGACCAAACUCACCCUGUACAAAAACCCCUUGAUAUCACUACCCAUUGAGCUGGUGGGUCAGAUGCCAAGGCUCCAAGAACUUUACCUUUAUGAAACAAAUCUAGUCACCGUCCCGGGGAACCUCUUUGCUAACAUGACUGGCUUAAAAUUGCUCCACUUACACUUUAACGAAAAUCUUACCACACUGCCCAAUGACCUGUUUUGUUGCCUGCCCAAGCUGAACAAGCUCUCCAUGAGACACAACAAGCUUAUGGAGCUGCACCCUGAUAUCUUCUCAGCUUUAGGUAACCUUCAAAUAUUAAUGCUUCAUGAAAACAAGCUCCAGUCUCUUCCGGCACAAAUCUUCCAACAUAACCCACGUUUACGUUCGCUUGACCUAAACAACAAUGAUUUGAGAUAUCUACCUGGAGAUGUCUUUGUACACGCUAGUGCACUAAGUUCACUCUCCCUUAGUGGCAACCAAUGGAUCUGCAACUGCAGCAUUAUAGGUAUUGCCGAAUGGAUUCAUGAAAACGCAAAGAUUGUGAAUGACUUGGAAAAAGGAGUAGCAUGCCAGGAACCGUACCAAUUGCGAGAUCAUCCGCUGCAGACCCUGACCUAUGAAGAUCUUCAAUGUGGUCAGAGUGUAUUCCCAACAUCUUAUAUGAUCUCAACUACUACUGCUACUUUACAAACCGAAGUAAACCUGACUUCACCAUAUCAACCAACAACUGAUAUAAGCACAACAACUACAAGUACUUCUCCUGUGACCACAUCUAACCAGCCAUUUACAAGUACUUUUACAGUAACCUCUCUGUUAUCGCCUACAAAUGAGGAGGUGAACAUUGGGUAUGUGUACAAAAACGAUCCAGGCUUUUAUGAUACGAUUGUCCUGGAUAAUGGACCUGAUAUUGUGCAUAACAAUUAUUACAAUGGUUGGGUGUACCUGUGGACUGUCCCGUCAACUGGACUAUACAAUGGUUUCAUGAUGGCUUUCUAUAUUGGUCUCUUGACCGUUGGUGUGAUUCUGAUUGUGGCCGGCUUGUAUGCUUUCUAUCGGCUCAAUAAGGUGAUGUGGAUUUUGGGGGAAGCUGGUAUCGAAGGCCAACAGAGGAUAAUGGCUCAAAGAUAUAAAUAGAGAGAGCUCAAAUGUCUUAAUUUACUCUUUAGCAAACUGUUCUUGUAUUUACAUCUUUUUAGGGAUAUUGUAACCUAAAUUAUUAUAUAGGCCUACAUUCUGUAUAAUAUAAACUGUAAAAAAUUCAUUGUUGCACUAAAUUAUUAUUUAAAGUUCACAGUAAACUUGAAUUAACAAGUCAUUUCAACUUUCUUGACUAGUGAGGAGUUGGUAUAAAUUGAAAAACAAUAAAGUUGAAUAGUAUGUUAUUACAACUUAAUUAUUUUAAUUUAUAACAACGUCUAAUUAGUCAAAAAAAGUUUAAAUGACUUAUUAAUUCAAGUUGUUUAAACUUUUUUAUAGUGUAGGAAUUUUGGGGUAAAACUACUAGUAAAAAACACAUUUAAUGGUAAAAAUAAAGCACGUUUGUAUUCUUAAUUCAUGCAUAUAUUUUUUUAAACAUAUAUUUUAUGUCAUAUUUUUGUCUUUCUUUUUUGCUAAAAUGCAGAUGCAUGUGAGGCCGUGUGACAGUAGUUCCCAUUUAUACAUGACAUUCACUUAUUAUGAAUCAUUUGUUUCCUUAUACAAACCUGAACUGAACCUGCUAUAAUCUCCACAUUCCAUUGAGUUAUAUUCAUAUGACUGAUGUGUACACACCUUUGUUGGCUGUUAGUUUAAGUGUCACAACAAAUAAAACGUUUCUCCACCUCCUGUACCGAUAGCAUUGUCAUAUGUGCCACCUGCUGGAUGAACACCAUAGAGCAGAGGUUAUUUGCA